AUGUUCAACAAGGCCUUUUAUAGAAAAUAUAAAAAGACUGGUUUAAACCACCAGUUCGAACAUUUUAUUGAAAUUGCUCGUCCCAGCCUUGCUCAAGAACAAAGGUCUACCCUACUUUCAUACUUCAUUGUAAAUGAUAAAGCCAAAGCUGGUGCGAAGCAAACCUUUGCUGUCUGUAAAAAUGAUGACGAGAAACUUGCCUAUUUAAAACAAGAUCUUUGA
Molecule: messenger RNA, 222 nt
Organism: Funneliformis mosseae
Lineage: Eukaryota; Fungi; Glomeromycota; Glomeromycetes; Glomerales; Glomeraceae
Source: the annotation of a GenBank genome assembly